AUGGGACAAGGAGAUCUAUGGGACGAUUCAGCUCUCAUCAACGCCUUUGAUAACGCUAUCUCUUCUUACAAGAAAAUGCACAUCAGCUCCAAAAACAAAGAAGCAGAGGGAAUCAUCCAAGAAAACGUUGAAAUCUCAACUACUACAAGGGAUACUGAAGCGAAAAUUAGUAAUCCCACUACUGAUUCAAGUGAAAUUAGUAAAGUUUCAAACUUGAAAGAAAAUCACCAACCUUGUUUAGAUUCAACAAAUGCUCAAGAUAUUCAAAUUGGACAUAGUGGUUAUUCAUAUGGGCAAGAAAUUGAUGAUUAUAAUCAGUUAGUUGCUCAGUACUAUGAACUCGAGGAGAAAAGAUUGAAGAUUUGGGACCAAAUUAAUGAAUAUGGUAGUUUGAAUUACCAAUAUGCACCCACUGUGUAUGAUUCUGGUGUACCGUAUUCUAAUGCUCAAGAUUAUUGGAUGUCUCCGCACCAAGUUUCCGAUCCGAAUGUUGUCUGUUCGUGUUGUCCGGAUUAUAGUCAAUGUGCUUUGGCUUUGGGCAGGUUGGGUCCUGGCUGUUCUGUUGGUGGAACGUGUGCUGGUAAACCUUGUAACGAUUCUGCUGCAGAAAAGGAUCCUAAAACGUUGAUUUCUGGAGAUGGUAAAGUUCGGGAAAUGGCAUUGGGGGCAGCAGAGAGGGCACUUUCUACUAUUAGAACAGCUAUUUCUGGAGAUCUGAAUGUAAAUGGAGAGAAAGAGAGAGAGAAUUCUGAACCUGAACAAAUUGGUGACUCAGAAACUGAUCUUACUACUCUUAUGAAUGCUUGGUAUUCUGCUGGCUUCUAUACUGGGAAGUAUCUUGCGGAAAAAUCUAGUGGAAAUAGAAGACAAAUAUAA
Messenger RNA from Vicia faba (fava bean), 876 nucleotides. The record is from the annotation of a GenBank genome assembly. NCBI's taxonomy places the organism in Eukaryota, Viridiplantae, Streptophyta, Magnoliopsida, Fabales, Fabaceae.